This is a messenger RNA of Engraulis encrasicolus (European anchovy), 4270 nucleotides long. It is a transcript of the gene agbl5, whose product is annotated as AGBL carboxypeptidase 5. The coding region runs from base 190 to 3183 and encodes 997 amino acids. The record is from RefSeq and is a predicted model, not a curated record. Gene Ontology annotation, biological process: protein deglutamylation; proteolysis. NCBI's taxonomy places the organism in Eukaryota, Metazoa, Chordata, Actinopteri, Clupeiformes, Engraulidae. Gene Ontology annotation, molecular function: metallocarboxypeptidase activity; zinc ion binding. The transcript is spliced from 17 exons.
CACUUGACUGGAGCAUCACUAGUGUAUCGUGUCUUGGUUGACUGUGUUUGUUUGGGUUUAAAGACCACAGUGUUGGAGUGGAGGUGGAGGAGGAAACGGGACAGAUAGUCUCUUGAAGAAAUAGAUGAUGAUGUGGGCUGAUGUGAUCGGAUCACCGGUUGGUUGACUGUGGGACUUGGGAACGCCAACAUGGAGGUCCGGUUUGGGCCUGUGGUGUUCAGCUCACGGUUCGACUCCGGCAACCUGGCCCGGGUGGAGAGGGUGAACCGGACUGGGUCGGGCGGUGAAGCUGUGGGGACGAACGGCACCGGUGGUUCUCUCUCCACCCCAGACUACGAGUUCAACGUCUGGACCAAACCCGAUUGUGCAAACACAGAGUUUGAGAAUGGCAACCGGUCCUGGUUCUACUUCAGUGUGCGUGGCGCAGCCCCUGGAAAGCUGCUGAAGAUUAACGUCAUGAACAUGAACAAGCAGAGCAAGCUCUACUCUCAGGGCAUGGCUCCAUUUGUGCGUACACUGCCUGUGAAGACACGUUGGGAAAGGGUUCGAGAGCGGCCAACGUUUGAGCUGUCGGAGAACCAGUUCACCCUGUCGUUUGUCCACCGGCUGCUAGAGGUGCAGGGGGCCACCACCUACUUUGCCUUCUGCUACCCGUUCUCCUACUCCGAGUGUCAGGACAUGCUUCAGCAGCUGGACCAGAGGCUGCUCAGUAACGCACAGUCUCUGGGGCCAUGCAGUCCUGUGGACUCUGUGUACUACCAUCGGGAGCUGCUGUGCCACUCCCUGGACGGCCACCGGGUGGACCUGCUCACCGUCUCCUCCUGCCACGGCAUCCAGGACGAGAGGGAGCCCCGGCUCGACAAGCUCUUCCCUGACCACGACACCCCCAGGCCACACCGCUUCACAGGGAAACGGGUGUUUUUUCUGAGCAGUCGAGUGCAUCCUGGCGAGACGCCGUCCAGUUUUGUCUUCAACGGCUUCCUGAAGUUCAUCCUGAACCGCGAGGACCCGCGGGCCCAGAUGCUGCGCAGGAUGUUUGUCUUCAAACUCAUUCCCAUGCUCAACCCUGACGGUGUCGUCAGGGGUCACUACAGGACCGACUCGCGUGGCGUCAACCUGAACCGGCAGUACUUGAACCCCAGCCCGGAGCUGCACCCCUCCAUCUAUGGGGCCAAGUCCCUGCUGCUCUACUACCACCAGAACAACCAGGGCCCCCACCCCACAUGCUGGAAGCCCCCCAUCAGCUCGCCCGCGCAGCACGGCGGCCCCCUCAGUGCCAAGAUCUCCAACCUGGCCAACACCACCGCCACCGCCGCCCCCCACCACCAUCAUCACCACGCCCACAGCCCCAACAGCUCCUCGUCCUCCAACCCAGGGACCAAUCAGCAGCCCAGCUCCGAGCUGGAGCAGCUCAACCGGAGGAACCAGGCCGAGCGCAGCGGGGACGUCCUGGGGAUCGCCCUAGGGGACGGCUUGGGUAUCGGGAGCUCCGGCGCUCCCCGAGGCCUGCCCAUUCGGCAGCUGCAGGAGGGGGGCGGCAGCGAGGUGGGGGGCGGCAGCUGGGAGAAGGAGGCGGUGGUGGAGCGCGAGGAAGGCCCCUGCGAUGAGAAUGAGUCGGUGGUGGCCAGCUCUGCAGCGUCGUCGGUGGCCUCCACACCAGGCUCCGCUGUCCCGACCCCCACCACCACCACCACCACCGCAGCCGCCACCACAGCAGUAGAGAAAGUCCCGCCGCAGGACAGCGGGGUGGCCUAUUAUGUGGACCUGCACGGCCACGCCUCUAAGCGGGGGUGCUUCAUGUACGGGAACAGCCUGGCGGACGAAAAUGAUCAGGUGGAAAAUCUGCUCUAUCCAAAGCUCAUUGCAGUCAACUCUGCUCACUUUGACUUCUUGGGGUGUAACUUCUCGGAGAAGAACAUGUAUGCGAGGGACAAGCGUGACGGACAGUCCAAAGAGGGCAGUGGGAGAGUGGCCAUCCACAAAGCUAUCGGACUUGUGCAUUGUUACACUCUGGAGUGUAACUACAACACAGGCCGCUCCGUUAACACCGUCCCACCGGCCUGCCAUGACAACGGACGCGCCACCCCACCACCACCUCCCACCUUCCCACCAAAAUACACUCCAGACAUUUUUGAGCAGGUGGGGCGUGCGAUUGCCGUGGCCGCCCUGGACAUGGCAGAGUGCAACCCCUGGCCGCGGCUCAUCCUGUCCGAGCACAGCUGCCUGCCCAACCUGCGCGCCUCGCUGCUCAAACACGUGCGCAACAGCAAAGGCGUCAACAUGGCCUCCCGCAGGAACGGCUUCAAAAAUGGCAGCCCGCCCAAAAGCAGUGGUCUCAGCACGUCUGCCUCUGAGAACGCCCUGAAUCGCGUGCGCAACUGCAGCACGGGCGUGAGCGCACCGCACGGAGGCCACCAGCAGGGGCCGCUGCAGCUGAAGAGCUCCCCCAGCUUCACCUUCGGCUUCAGCCCUGCUGCUGCCGCCCCUUCCUCCUCCUCCUCCACCUCUGGCACAACACACAGGCCACACGGCCACAGAUCCCUGGGACCAGUCAGAGGCAACAGCUGUCCUGACUUCGGCUCGACGUCACAAGGCAAAGACCUUCCGCCGCGCGCUGGCACCACCCCGAGGUGCGGCCGAGGGGUCAAGACGGGCGCGGGCCACCACGACACACCACAACAGAGGCGGAGCCCACUCAAAAAACAGACCUCUUUGACCACCGAACCCAUCAACCUUCUGUCCUCCAUUGAAUUCACCAAGUGCGAGCUGAAGCAGAGACCGAGCCGGAUACCUGUGCGGCAGGCCGGAUCCAAUGACACGCUGGCCUUACCGACACGCUCAUCUUCUUCACCCAAGAAAAACAAGCACUCAGCCACCAACGCCACUGUCAACAGCAGCACCAGCAGCGCCACCCUGAAGGUGUGGAAACUGAUCAGGCCUGGUAUCAAGAAGCACCUGUCCUUUACAGGUGUGACUGUGAAGGAGGGUCCGGCCCUGCGCCUGGCAUCUAGAGUCCUCAUCAGGACCCCUGCUGCACACAACUAUCUGUACUCGGACAACACAGGAGCAGAUACAACGGUGGAGGUGGCCAGCAUCCAGUCCUUGCAGGAUAUCAUCCCUGACGUGGUGUCUUCAGAGCCAGCAGCGUUGUGUGGGAAUGUGCCUUUGGUGACUGAGGCAUAGGCCAUCAGCCACCAUGCUGUUGGGGAACCCACUGGUACAGAUGGAGGUGUUGCAGCGGCAGCAGCAGAGGACUUCAUAAACCCUUUCCCGCCUUUCACAUACAGUAGAUAUUAUGAAGAGCUCUUUUCCGAAAUGCGAUAUACCCAGGAUACUUUGAGUUAGAACAUGUAUGGCAUGCUCUUAUCCAGAUUAUUUGUAGGCUUCUUGGGUUUGGGUGCUCUUAAGUCUAAGGUUUUUGUAGAUCCAGGCUCAAAAAUGAGAAAAAACUAUCUAAGUCACUGCGAAUUAAAAUGUCUUUAUCAAUUUGAUAAGUCUUACAUGGACAUAUUAAAAACAAGGCCCACACGUAGUGGCAUGAGCGCCGCCUUCAGGGCCCUUUUUUUUUAAUAUGUCCAUGUAGGACUUGUGAAAUUGAUAUAGACAUUUUAAUUUGCAGUGCCUUAGUCAGAGAAUUUGUUCUCAUUUUUUAACCUGUAUGCAAUUUUAAAAAAUAUUCCUUUUUUUAACUACUGAUUAUCUAAAUAAGAUGUAUAUAAUUUAAGUAUGUUGACGUUUGAAUUUAGUAAAUAUCAGAAAACAUUAACCCAGUUUAAGUUGCCUUGAUGCCGUCUUAAAAAAAAAGAUGUAUGAAAAUUGUAUUUAAAUGGCUUUUAUUGUGUUUAGGAAAAGAGCUUUUCAUAUGCAGUUUUGCACAUUGGCGUAUUCUAGGGAACUGGUUGUGUGAUUUAUACAUUAGAUUUAUUAGUCAAAGGACAUUAUAGGAGCACAAAACUGUGUUCCAUUUUACCAUGUGCUUUGGCUUCAUGGAAUAUACCCCAAAAUCAAUGCACCUUUUCAAUAUACUACACUCCCUUAUUAUUUUGCACAUGAAGAUUAUUUUGCUUCAUGAAGACAUGAAGAAGGUGAACUCUUUGAUUUGCUGAAACUUGCACAGGCCAGCCGUUGAAUAGCCGAAACAGGACCUUUAACUGCAGUUCUAUAACUUUACCAUAGUAGCCUCCAUAAAAAGAAAUGCAGACUGAGAUACUCAUUGUUAUAAUUUGACUGUUUGGCUUUUCAAUAAUGGUUGCAUGACAGUUUUGUUUUU